Molecule: messenger RNA, 1668 nt
Organism: Eubalaena glacialis (North Atlantic right whale)
Lineage: Eukaryota; Metazoa; Chordata; Mammalia; Artiodactyla; Balaenidae
Product: thimet oligopeptidase-like
Biological process (GO): peptide metabolic process; proteolysis
Cellular component (GO): mitochondrial intermembrane space
Molecular function (GO): metalloendopeptidase activity
Source: RefSeq, a predicted model, not a curated record
AACUGCACGAUCCUCGGGGAGCUGGUGAGGCUGCAGGCCCAGAAGUCCUGCCUGCUGGGGUUCAGCACGCGUGCCGACUCCGUGCUGGAGAUGAACAUGGCCAAGACCAGCCAGGUGGUGGCCACUUUCCUAGAUGAGCUGGCCCAGAAGCUGAAGCCCCUCGGGAAGCAGGAGCCCGUGAUCCUGGAGCUAAAGAAGGCCGAGUGCCAGAGGCGGGGCCUGCACUCUGACGGGCCCAUCAACGCCUGGGACCUGCGCUACUACAUGAACCAGGGGGAGGAGACGCGCUACCACGAGGACCAGUACCUGCUCAAUGAGUCCUUCCCCAUGCAGGUGGUCAUGCGCGGGCUGCUGGGCAUCUCCCAGGAGCUGCUGGGGCUGACCUUCGACCUGGAGGAGGACGCCAACGUGUGUCACGAAGACGUGAGGCUCUACACGGUCCGGGACGCGGCCUCGGGCAAGGUCAUCAUCGGCAAGUUCUACCUGGACCUCUACCCUCGGGAAAGGAAGUCCGGGCACGCGGCCUGCUUCGGCCUGCAGCCGGGCUGCCUGCAGCAGGAUGGGAGCCGCCAGAUCGCCAUCGUGGCCAUGGUGGCCAAAUUCACCAAGCCCACGCCCGACCCGCCCUCCCUGCUGCAGCACGAUGAGCUGGAGACCUACUUCCACGAGUUCUGCCAAGCGAUGCACCAGCUCCGCUCCCAGGUGGGUGCGGGCGCGGGGCUGCGGGCAGGGGCCGGGGAGGGCCCGGGCGCGCGUGGUCCUCAGGCAGGCCCUCGCCACGGGAUUCUUCCGCUGAUGUCACCCCGCACGUGGCGACGCCCUCGGUGUCAGCUUCCAUCAUCAAAGCCCACGCACUGGGCGCGCGGCGAUGAGAACCAGAGGGAAGGCUCUGGGGCCAGGAGCGCCGUGCCCUGUGAGGCCCUGGGGCUGCUGCCAGUCUCAGUGGAGGCUCAGCAUGUCCCAGUGACUUCCCCAGGGCGGGUGGGGGCGGGAGGCGAGCUGAGCGUCUGGGCCCAGGACCCACUGCUCGUUCAGUCUUCCUGCGGUCAGCCCUUCGUCCUGAGAGCGAUGCUCUCACAGGCUGCACCGGAGCGCCCUGUGAUGAGAACCAGAGGGAAGGCUCUGGGGCCGGGGGCACCGCACCCUGUGAGGCCUUGGCGCUGCUGCCAGUCUCGGUGGGGCACGGGCAGCGCCGUCCCCCAGGGGCUGCGGGACAAGCUCAUCAAGUCCCGCCAGGCCAACCCAGGUCUCUUCAACCUGCGCCAGAUCGUCCUGGCAGAGGUGGACCAGGCCCUGCACACGCAGACGCCCGCGGACCCGGCCCAGGAGAAUGCCCGCCUCUGCCAGGAGAUCCUCGGGGGCCCAGCCAUGCCAGGGACCCACCUGCCUGCGACCUUCGGCCGCCUGGCAGGAAGAUACAACGCCCAGUCCUAUGGCUACCUGUGCAGCGAGGUGUACUCCGCGGACACGUUCCACACACGCCUCAAGCAGGAGGGCGUCCUGAGUGGCCAGGUUGCCAUGGACUACAGAAGCUGCAUUCUGAGGCCAGGUGGCUCCAAGGAUGCCAAGAGCAUGGUGAAGCUCUUCCUGGCUUGCGACCCCACGCAGGAUGCCUUCCUCCUGAGCAAAGGGCUGCAGGUUGAGGGCUGCAAGCCGCUGGCCUGCUGA